Syngnathoides biaculeatus (alligator pipefish) is the source of this 1687-nucleotide messenger RNA. Its product is annotated as protein NipSnap homolog 2-like. The transcript has 10 exons. The record is from RefSeq and is a predicted model, not a curated record. Lineage: Eukaryota; Metazoa; Chordata; Actinopteri; Syngnathiformes; Syngnathidae. Gene Ontology annotation, cellular component: mitochondrion. Bases 365 to 1222 code for a protein of 285 amino acids.
UCGGAGAUUAAAUUUGACGUUCUGAGGAUGCUGAUUCCAGUAAGCGUGCUCGCUCCAUUUUUUUUUUUUUUUAAACGAAGUUAUGAAAAUGUGUGUUGCCCACAUGCAGGGAUACGUCAGUGCAGCGGCCAUAUUGAAUGUGUCAUUUAUCGCCCGUAAACACCUGACAAUUCGGCCACUCUCUCCUCAGAGGGGCAGGAAUGCGGGUCGAGUGGCCUAAAAGAUUUAGGGCGUCAGAUUGCAUUCCGAACCCAUUCCAGAGUAGACUGUGAUAUUCUGAAAAACGUUUGGUGCCGGAGAAAAGAAGGGUGCUUUUCGGUCCGAGCGGACUUCCGUCCGUACGCCGGCUUCUUCCUGAAGCAAGAUGGCGGCGCGAGUCCUUCGCACGGCGCCACAAUGGCUGGCGGGUGUCAAACUAUCGCAACAAUGUGCGGUCUCCAGCGGGCAGCUUGGGGUUUUUGUCAGGAGGAGCUUGUCGGGGUUCCAGGACAGCUGGUUCAAGUCUCUGUUCGUCAGGAAGGUGGACCCGCGCAAGGACGCCCACUCUCACCUGCUGGCCAAGAAGGAAGACAACAAUCUGUACAAGAUCCAGUUUCACAACGUGAAGCCCGAGUGUUUGGAUGACUACAACCAACUUUGUGAGGGCGUGUUGCCUUCCAUUCACGCCGACCUGGAAUACCCGUGUGAGCUUGUGGGAACCUGGAAUACAUGGUACGGAGAACAGGACCAGGCAGUCCACUUAUGGAGAUAUCGCGGUGGUUACCCGGCCCUGACGGAGGUCAUGAGCAAGCUCAGGCAGAAUAAGAUGUUUUGCGAGUACAGGCAGGAGCGCGGGAAGAUGCUGUUGUCGCGCCGGAAUCAGCUGCUGCUGGAGUUCAGCUUCUGGAAUGAGCCUGCCCCCCGCACGGGGCCAAACAUUUACGAGCUGCGAUCGUACCAGCUCAGGCCCGGCACCAUGAUCGAGUGGGGCAACUACUGGGCGCGCGCGAUCGAGAUUCGCCAGCAGAACCAGGAAGCCGUCGGAGGAUUCUUCUCACAAAUCGGAAGUUUGUACCAAGUUCACCACUUAUGGGCCUACAAAGAUCUUCAGUCGAGAGAAAAUAUCCGAAACGCGGCUUGGCAGCGAGAAGGCUGGGAUGAGGUCGUUUACUACACAGUGCCGCUGAUUCAGCACAUGGAAUCUCGAGUCAUGAUUCCCUUGAAGAGUUCGCCCUUAAAGUAAGAAGCGCGCGACCCACCCACGGCGCCAGGAGGACCUUCCGCUUGAAUUUGCUUCGAUCGUGAGAUUAUGACCUGAGCAUCUUCAUCAUCUUCACGGCGGUCUCCUAACCUGAGGAAGACCUCAGCUGAAUCCCCAAGAACUUUUUUUUUUCACCGAUUCACCUUGAUUGAUUUUUGUAGCGACUCGUCAGAAAUCGGAGAACGAUAAGUUUGCAAGUCCCCCGUUUGGUUUUUAUGGUGACGCUCUCGGUUUUUCUGUUCAACACGUUGACGCUUCCAAAAAGUUCAAUGUUGUUUCUUUUCUGGCAAUGAUUCGAGCCGGUCUGUUUGCGUUCUCGGUGACUUAAAUGAGCUGCUAAUGGGGUGGCGGGGCUGUUAGCGUUUCCUGACUGGCGGUAAAUAUUGACGGCAUCUGCGCUUGAAUCACGUUGUUGUACAUAAUGACAAUAAACUUUUAAUGAGGAGA